Messenger RNA from Loa loa (African eye worm), 2823 nucleotides. Its product is annotated as oxidation resistance protein 1. Gene Ontology annotation, cellular component: nucleus. Lineage: Eukaryota; Metazoa; Nematoda; Chromadorea; Rhabditida; Onchocercidae. The coding region runs from base 1 to 2631 and encodes 876 amino acids. The transcript has 21 exons. The record is from RefSeq and is a predicted model, not a curated record. Gene Ontology annotation, biological process: response to oxidative stress.
AUGGAUCCUGGAGCUCUUUUGAUGGAAUACACGGUAGCGCAAUCAGACUCGAUUGAACGGAUUGCUGCAUUACAUGAUUGUACUGUUGGUGAGCUGAUGAAGAUGAAUCGACUUGCAACACGAAUGGUAUUUCCUGGACAGAGACUUCUUGUGCCUUGUCCGAUGGAUGAGAAUGGUGCGUCUAAUGUUAUUUCGGGAAAACGUCUCUCUGCAAGCCAAUCCACAAUAGCCGUUGGAAGCAAUGCACAUUCAAGCGAAAGAGGUAGAAUUCAACGCGGACCUGGAGUGGCUGUUCAGGUGUGUGGCCGUGCUGAUACGAGUUCGGAUCCUUCAACAACUGUAUUGGGAAAACAUAGUGUGUCUCAAGUAUAUUCAGAGAAAAGAGAUUUGGUAGAAGCAGAAGAAGCGGACACUGACACUAUGAAGAGAUUCGUCAAGUUAAAGGUAAAGCAAAUAACUGAGAAGUAUGGAACAGUGACAGGUACGUUGCUGGUCACACCUAAUGCCUUAAUGUUUGAUCCAGAUGUUGUGCAUCCUCUGGUUCUUGAGAAUGGGCAGGAUUUGUAUAUCAUGAUGGCCAGGAUGGAAGAAGUGAUGUCUGUAGCCAUGUUUAAGAGUGCGACUGUAUCAAACGAUCCUAAAGGCGACAGAGAAGUUCACGAUCGCACUUAUCGAGAUUCAUCUGUUCCUGAGUGUUUCACCGUUCCUGCGACUAAAGAAACUGUGAACGAAACGUCGAAGUAUUUGGCAGAUGACAUUUUUAAAAAUACAGAUGUUCAAUCGCCGAGAGUUUUUUUUGAUGACAUGGAUUUGGAAUUAAAGCGAAAAGAAGGUCAGGAGGCCCACAUUGAACAUUUUGGUUCUGAUUUUAAAUCUCCACUGAUUGUGAAGAAAGGAAAUAAAUUAGAUAAAGUUGCUCGAACUGCUCGACGCACUUAUUCUGAUCUGUCAAACGAUUCAAAACAAUUCACAGAUGACAUGCCACUGUGGCAGAAAGACGAAGAAAUGAAUAGGACGUUUAUUUCUGGGAAUGGUGAGGACAAACGACAAUAUUCUUUGCAGCCUUCGACCAGUGUGAAUAAUACACGUACUGGAUUAACCUGUAAUCCGCUUUCUAAACUCGGGAGGACUUUAAGUACUCAUGCAAACACAAUUCGUGGUUCGGUGACUUCUGGGGCCGAACGUAUGACACAGUCAGCAAUGAGUGGUACGAAAUCAGUUGCUCAGGGUGUUGUUUCCCAAAGCAAAGUUGUCGCAGGUACAUUACAAACUGGUCUCCAAACCAGUGUUAAAGUGGCAGCAAGCCAUGCAAAAACUGCUGUUGGUGCAGUAGUUGCUGUGCCGCAGGGUAUCGCUAGUAUGAGCAGCGGUUUGUUCUCUGCAUCACAACAUCCUGAAGCAACGUAUUUUCAGGAUGAAGCUUCUUCAAAGACACGAAAAGAACAAAAUUUGACUGCAUUAUUGUCAUUAAAAGAAAAGACUGAACAGCUGCGAGAGGAAGCUGUGAGAAACAAACACUUCUUUUACGCUACAUCAAUGGACGAGACGCUGAACUUGUUGAAACCGGUACAUGGACUUCGUUCUCCAGCGCGAACAUUUUCUGCAACCGAAAAAUGCACUUUGACCGACUCACCAUACUUUAUGGCUGUUCGUCUGAACAAGAAAAAAAAGCAUGACAAAGGACGAUUCCCAGCUGUCGAUAUUGUACGUUCAUCAUCAGCAAGCACCGAAGAUGUGAUCGCUAAUUGUGCAAGGCAAGAAUUCUGGUUUGCUAUACCAAAGCAUAAAGUUGAUGCCAUUUAUCACUUCUUAUUGCAAUGGAAUCCUGAGAAACAUGGGUCUGGUGCACAGAAAAUACAUCCAGAAGAAUUAAUUGAUCGGCAGAAAGCAUGCGAACUACUUGAAGAUUAUGGAUUUGUAGUUCUGGAUUCAGAAGUUAGCGAUAAAUUUGGAGCCGAGGUGCCAUCUUCUCGACUGUUCGGUAGCAGUUAUCUAAAUCGGGAAUGGGAGAUUGUGACAGUGCAAGAGAUGUGUCGGCGGAUGUCGUUGGAUCAGCUAGACAAGGUUGUCCUACCUCUUCCAGAUGGUGCUACUUCUUCGCAAAUCCUUGAUGAGGUUAUGAUUAGGCAGAUGGUAGAUGUGCUUCCGGCCCGUGCUGCAGGCUAUCCGUGGAUCAAUAUUUAUAAUUCCGAAAAGCAUGGCUUUUCAUUACACACUUUUUACAGAAAAAUGGUAGAUUGGGAUGAAGAAAUGUCACCGAUACUGCUGAUAAUUCGUGAUUGUGAGAAGAAUGUCUUCGGUGCGGUAGUUAGUACCACAGUGCGUCCAAGCGAGCACUUUUUUGGGACGGGUGAUUCAUGUUUCCUUUACAAAUAUGUGAACGACUUCGAGUUAAAUGAAAAAGUGCUUCGGAUCUAUUCUUGGAGUGGCCUAAAUCAAUUUUUCGUAAAAGCAAGCAUGGAUUCACUGUCGAUUGGUGCCAGUGGUGGCCACUAUGGACUUUGGUUGGAUGCGGAUUUGAAUCAUGGUCGUACACAAGCAUGUGAAACGUUUCAAAACGAACCGUUAGCUGGUGAGAGCGAAGAUUUUGCCGUACAAUUUGUCGAAGCUUACGGUUUUCGUUUGGGAUAAUUCGUUCUUUUUGUCAAAAUUUUCUUUGACAUAUUCAUUUGAUGCUGUCAUCUAUAAUUGUUAUCUCGCUUUUGAAUAUUUUAUAAGAUUACUUUUUACAACUAAUAAAUGUUUUUGAUUAGGAAGUAACAAGGCAGUAUUUUGCUUUUGACGUUAAUUUAAAGUGUCUUCUUGUGAAAUACAUCGCGAAGG